UACGGACCGCGCGGCUCCGCUCUCGGAUGAGUGCGACUGCGGCGCAUGCGCAGUCCAGCGCCCUUCGCCAUGUCCUCUAACUGGUGACCUCAGACGCCCGCGCUCUGUCGCGCAUGCGCCUGGCGGCCCAGUCGGCGGCGGUGCCCGCGGCGCCCGGUGGUGCAGCGCGGCGCGGCUAUGGCGGGAGCGCUGAGGAAGACCACUGGGCUCGUGGGAUUGGCCGUGGCUGAAAACCCCCACGAGCGCCUGCGAAUACUGUACUCCAAAAUCCUUGCUGUCCUGCAGAACAUUCCCAAAGAUGCGGCGUAUAGGAAGUACACAGAACAGAUUGUAAAUCAGAGAUAUAAUUUGGUGCAAACAGAAACUGAUGUGCAGAAACUACAGGACAAACUGAAUGGUGGUCAAAUAGAAGAAGUCAUUGUACAGGCUGAAAAUGAGCUUUCCCUGGCAAGAAAAAUGUUACAGUGGAAACCAUGGGAGCCUCUAGUUGAAGAACCUCCUACUGACCAGUGGAGAUGGCCAAUAUAAUACUGAAAAUGGUGUAAUCUCUUGAAAGUCAAAAAAGUUAAAAUAUAAUCUAUUACUGACAGUACCUUUAAAUUAAAAAAGUGACUUCAUAAAACCAUGUUUUGUCUUAAUGUUCACUGUACAUAGAAAUUUAAAGAUUGCAAAAAUGGCUUUGAGAAUAGUCAGCUUCUUUACAACCAUUGAUUUAUUUCUUUUUGUCAUUUGCUGAUUAACAGGGUAUUUAUUUGUGCAUGAUGAUAAUGUUAUUAUCUGUAUUUGUAUAUUAGCAGAUACAGGUAUUUCAUUUGAAAUCGAAAUCAAAGUUGUAGAAAAGCAUGAUUCUGCCUUUUUCUCCCAUUGAUGGUUGUGUGUUUUUGCCAUCUUUGUAAAGCCAGUACCAAUGUCUGUAUGACCAUGCAGAUACCAGUAGUAGGGAUCUGAUUAAUGCAAGUCAGGCUUACCAAAAAUAGCGUUUUUUAGUUUUCAGCUGAAUCACUGUCCCAAACUAGCUGACUCCACUGGCCAUAUAAGUACUAAUUCCGGCUCAGGAGGGUGCUGUGUAGCAGGAACAGGUUUCUUGAUUUACACGUAGCUUACCAUACUUAGCAUGAUAUAUAUGGAACAAAACUUUAAUAUCGCUCUGAUUUUGUAUGUAUAGAAUUUGGUUUUGUAUAUAAGCGUGUACUUCAUAGGUUUAUUUGUAAAUUACUGAUUCAGAUCUGGAAUAUUACUGUUAAGAAAAAAUAAUGGAUUUUUGUUGACGUGUGCUCUUUCCAUCUUAAUGCUUGAAAGAAGAUCCUAGCCACACAUCUCCAGUCUCAAAACUACUUUAGAAAUCUAAGUUUGACAGAUUAGAUCCAGGGACAAUGUACAAGUUUGUCUUUGCUCACAGUUUCUCAGUACCAUUAAUAAAGUUGAUGCAAGUUUAAAGAUGA
Messenger RNA from Phasianus colchicus (ring-necked pheasant), 1442 nucleotides. It is a transcript of the gene NDUFA5, whose product is annotated as NADH:ubiquinone oxidoreductase subunit A5. Gene Ontology annotation, biological process: respiratory electron transport chain. The record is from RefSeq and is a predicted model, not a curated record. Gene Ontology annotation, cellular component: respiratory chain complex I. NCBI's taxonomy places the organism in Eukaryota, Metazoa, Chordata, Aves, Galliformes, Phasianidae.